ACUUUUCUUGCCGCCAAACUUUAAACAACAAGGACUCUCACAUCUCUGCUGCAGCUCUUGCUUUCAUUAAAAAAACUUAUAAUACCUCUUUAUCUGCUAAACAUGUCUCCUACCCCGAAGAGACCAUGUCCUGAUCCAAUGAACGACUCUCUGGAGAAGAGGAUAAAGCGGAUUUCAAUCGAGGGAAACAUCGCGGCGGGCAAAUCCACCUUUGUGCGCCUUUUGGAUCAGGAGAGCGCGGACUGGGAGGUGGUACCAGAACCGAUCGCCAGGUGGUGCAACGUCCAAACAUCAGGCAGCGACUUUGAGGAGCUGACCACAUCUCAGCGGAGUGGAGGGAACGUCUUGCAGAUGAUGUAUGAGAAGCCAGAGCGGUGGGCCUACACCUUCCAGAGCUACGCCUGCAUCAGCCGGGUGCGAGCCCAGAUCCGGUCGGCCAACGGGAAGCUCCGAGAGGCCGAGGACCCUGUGCAGUUCUUCGAGCGAUCCAUCUACAGCGACAGGUACAUCUUUGCAGCCAACCUGUACGAGAGUGAAUGCCUGAACGAGACUGAAUGGUCUGUCUACCAGGACUGGCAUGGCUGGCUGCACAACCAGUUUGGCAAGCACAUCGAGCUGGACGGCAUCAUCUACCUCAGAGCUUCACCGGAGAGAUGUUUAGAGAGAUUACGUCUGAGAGGCAGAGCGGAAGAACAAGACAUCCCACUGGAGUACCUGGAGAAGCUCCACUUUAAACACGAGAGCUGGCUGCAGCACAAGACGAUGACCGUGGAGUUUAAGUAUCUGAACAACGUGCCAGUCCUCACCAUAGAUGUAAAUGAAGACUUUAUGGCAAACGCUAGCAGGAGUGCUGACAUGAUUGAGAAGGUGAAAGAGUUCUUGAGCACGUUGUGAACGUCGUCAGGUGAUGGGAUGGAGGACCACUUUCAAAACAAAGGAAUGCCUCAACAGUUAAAGCUCUUUUUACCAGUCAAUGCUAGUAGUGUUGUUUUAAUUUUUUCAAAUGUUUUGCUGUUUGCUUGUGUCUAUUGUAUAUUUAUCAAUUUUAGCGCGCAAAAUUAGAAUGUACUAUUUUUCUAUUGGCAUUAACAACAAUAAACUUUAAAUGAAUUUGAUGGA
Messenger RNA from Amphiprion ocellaris (clown anemonefish), 1119 nucleotides. RefSeq names its product deoxycytidine kinase (gene dck). Lineage: Eukaryota; Metazoa; Chordata; Actinopteri; Pomacentridae. Gene Ontology annotation, cellular component: cytoplasm; mitochondrion. The record is from RefSeq and is a predicted model, not a curated record. The transcript is spliced from 7 exons. The coding region runs from base 103 to 894 and encodes 263 amino acids. Gene Ontology annotation, molecular function: ATP binding; deoxycytidine kinase activity. Gene Ontology annotation, biological process: nucleobase-containing compound metabolic process.